AUGCAGCUGGAGCACUGCCUCUCUCCUUCUAUCAUGCUCUCCAAGAAAUUUCUCAAUGUGAGCAGCAGCUACCCACAUUCAGGCGGAUCCGAGCUUGUCUUGCACGACCAUCCCAUUAUCUCGGCGACUGACAACCUGGAGAGAAGUUCACCUUUGAAAAAAAUCACCAGGGGGAUGACGAAUCAGUCAGAUACAGACAAUUUUCCUGACUCCAAGGACUCACCAGGGGACGUCCAGAGAAGUAAACUCUCUCCUGUCUUGGAGGGGGUCUCUGAGCUUCGUCACAGUUUCGAUGGCUCUGCUGCCGAUCGCUACCUCCUCUCUCAGUCCAGCCAGCCUCAGUCUGCGGCCACUGCUCCCAGUGCCAUGUUCCCGUACCCCGGCCAGCACGGACCCGCGCACCCCGCCUUCUCCAUCGGCAGCCCCAGCCGCUACAUGGCCCACCACCCGGUCAUCACCAACGGAGCCUACAACAGCCUCCUGUCCAACUCCUCGCCGCAGGGCUACCCCGCGGCCGGCUACCCCUACCCGCAGCAGUACGGCCACUCCUACCAGGGAGCUCCGUUCUACCAGUUCUCCUCCACGCAGCCCGGGCUGGUGCCCGGCAAAGCGCAGGUGUACCUGUGCAACAGGCCCCUGUGGCUGAAAUUCCACCGGCACCAAACGGAGAUGAUCAUCACCAAGCAGGGGAGGCGCAUGUUUCCUUUUUUAAGUUUUAACAUUUCUGGUCUCGAUCCCACGGCUCAUUACAAUAUUUUUGUGGAUGUGAUUCUGGCGGAUCCCAAUCACUGGAGGUUUCAAGGAGGCAAAUGGGUUCCUUGCGGCAAAGCGGACACCAAUGUGCAAGGAAACCGGGUCUAUAUGCAUCCGGAUUCCCCCAACACUGGGGCUCACUGGAUGCGCCAAGAAAUCUCUUUUGGAAAAUUAAAACUUACGAACAACAAAGGAGCUUCAAACAACAAUGGGCAGAUGGUGGUGCUGCAGUCCCUGCACAAGUACCAGCCGCGCCUGCACGUGGUGGAAGUGAACGAGGACGGCACGGAGGACACCAGCCAGCCCGGCCGCGUGCAGACCUUCACCUUCCCGGAGACGCAGUUCAUCGCGGUCACCGCCUACCAGAACACGGACAUUACACAACUGAAAAUAGACCACAACCCCUUUGCAAAAGGAUUUCGGGAUAACUAUGACACGAUCUACACGGGCUGCGACAUGGACCGCCUGACCCCGUCCCCCAACGACUCCCCGCGCUCGCAGAUCGUGCCGGGGGCCCGCUACGCCAUGGCCGGCUCCUUCCUGCAGGACCAGUUCGUGAGCAACUACGCCAAGGCGCGCUUCCACGCGGGCGCGGGCGCGGGCCCCGGGCCGGGCGCGGACCGCAGCGUGCCGCACACCAACGGGCUGCUGUCGCCGCAGCAGGCCGAGGAGCCGGGCGCGCCGUCGCCGCAGCGCUGGUUCGUGGCGCCGGCCAACAACCGGCUGGACUUCGCCGCCUCGGCCUACGACACGGCCACGGACUUCGCGGGCAACGCGGCCACGCUGCUGUCGUACGCGGCGGCCGGCGUGAAGGCGCUGCCCCUGCAGGCGGCGGGCUGCGCGGCCCGCCCGCUCGGCUACUACGCCGCCGCCGCCGCCGCCGCCGACCCGUCGGGCUGGGGCGCGCGCAGCCCCCCGCAGUACUGCGGCGCCAAGGCGGGCGCCGUGCUGCCCUGCUGGCCCAACAGCGCCGCGGCCGCCGCGCGCGUGGCCGGCGCGCACCCCUACCUGGGCGAGGAGGCCGAGGGCCUGGCGGCCGAGCGCUCGCCGCUGCCGCCGCCCGGCGCCGCCGCCGCCGCCGCCGAGGACGCCAAGCCCAAGGACCUGUCCGACUCCAGCUGGAUCGAGACGCCCUCCUCCAUCAAGUCCAUCGACUCGAGCGACUCGGGCAUCUACGAGCAGGCCAAGCGGAGGCGGAUCUCGCCCGCCGACACGCCCGCGGCGUCCGACAGCUCGUCGCCGCUCAAGAGCGAGGUGCUGGCGCAGCGGGACUGCGACAAGAACUGCGCCAAGGACCUGGGCGGCUACUACGGCUUCUACUCGCACAGCUAG
This is a messenger RNA of Pipistrellus nathusii (Nathusius's pipistrelle), 2085 nucleotides long. Lineage: Eukaryota; Metazoa; Chordata; Mammalia; Chiroptera; Vespertilionidae. The record is from the annotation of a GenBank genome assembly.